Molecule: messenger RNA, 1899 nt
Organism: Lactuca sativa (garden lettuce)
Lineage: Eukaryota; Viridiplantae; Streptophyta; Magnoliopsida; Asterales; Asteraceae
Gene: PUB9
Product: plant U-box 9
Biological process (GO): protein ubiquitination
Molecular function (GO): ubiquitin-protein transferase activity; protein binding
Source: RefSeq, a predicted model, not a curated record
UCUCACACACACACACACCACAUCAUCAUCAUUCUCUUCCUUCCCUAAAACCCACACAUCCAUCCAUAUGCUUUGCUUCUUUCACUGUCUAAAUCUUGGAAAAAGAAAGUAAUGGAAGUUUAGCAGAGAAAAAGGACAUAAUCACACUGUGUGUUCGUCUUUUCUUGGUAACGAUCACAUCGUCUUCUUUACGCAAUCUUUUUUCAACAAAACCCAAAUUUUCAGAGAGUUAUUCUUAUAUAUGUAAUGGCGAAAAGUGGGGUGUUUGAAAGAGAUCCGACUGCAGCAGCGAAGGUGACGACCGACAACUUGAAGAAGGAAUUACAGAGACUUGUUAAGUCGAUUGUGGAGGAAUCUUCACCAGAUGAAGAAAUUGGAUUUGGAUUUAUAGAUUGUAUUGAUAGAGCCACUCAAACUUUGCAGAGUUUGAAGGAUUUGAAAGAGGGAAUGAAACAUCGAUCAUAUGAUAAUACCAGUUUUGAUUCGUGUCCUCAAGAAUUCAAUUGCCCUCUUUCGAAAGAAAUCAUGAGAGACCCAGUUAUCAUCUCUUCCGGAAAAACAUACGAUAGAGCUUCAAUCCAAAAAUGGCUAAAAGCAGGGAACAGAACUUGCCCCAAAACCCAACAAGUUCUUACGCACACAAUUCUAACUCCAAAUCAUCUUGUUCGCGAUAUGAUCACGCAAUGGUGCAAGAAUCGCGGUGUUCGAUUGCCGGGUCCUCUGGUCUACUCCGAUCAAAAUCUGGCGACCGAACCGAAUCAGAGUCUUUUCCGGUCACUUCUCAACAAGUUAUCAUCGAGUCUUCCCGAUCAGAAAGAAGCCGCAAGUUCAUUACGUUCAUUAACAAAACGAAUCCCAUCUUUCCGUGCAUUUUUCGGCGAAUCUGAUGAUGCGAUACCUCAAUUGCUAGCCCCAUUGUCAGUGAUCAAACCCGAAACGGAAACUCACCGUGAUCUUCAAGAAGAUUUGAUCACAACCCUUUUGAAUCUAUCGAUUCACGACAACAACAAGAAAAUCGUCGCCGAAACACCAAACGCGAUUCCAAUUUUACUGGACGCGUUAAGAUUGGGAACAAUAGAGACUCGAAGCAAUGCAGCUGCAACCCUUUUCACUCUAUCCGCCCUCGAUUCCAACAAAUCACUCAUCGGAAAAUCCGGCGCUUUAAAACCGCUGAUCGAUCUUUUAGACGAAGGGCACGUAAUCGCAAUGAAAGAUGCCGCUUCGGCGAUCUUCAAUUUAUGCAUCGUCCAUGAAAACAAAAGUCGAGCUGUGCGCGACGGAGCUGUAACCGUGAUUUUAAAGAAAAUCGGCGAGAGGGUUCAAGUCGACGAGUUAUUGGCCAUUCUUGCGAUGCUUUCGAGCAACCAGAAGGCGGUGGAGGAGAUGAGUGAUCUCGGUGCAGUUUCUUGUUUGUUUUCUUUGAUCAAGGAGACAAGUUGCGAUCGGAACAAGGAGAACUGUAUCGCAAUCCUGCACACAAUUUGUUUCAAUGAUCGGACGCAGUGGAGGGAGAUGAAGGAGGAAGAAAGUAAGUACGGGACUCUGUCUAGGGUUGCCGGAGAUGGGACUUCGAGAGCCAAACGGAAAGCCAAUGGGAUUCUUGAUCGGAUUAAUAGACCGAUUAAUCGCACUCAUACUGCUUGAGCUUCAUUGGGUUUUCAAAGAAAUCUGUAAAUUCAUCAUCUUCUACAUCAAGAUUUUUUAGGGUUCAUGAGUUUCAUGACUCUACUGAAUCUUAGGUUUUACUUUUUAGUCAACUUUGUUGCUAAGUUUGACCUCAAAUUUUUGUAAAUUCGUGUUUUCUAUAGUUACCAUCAAUAACUGUUUCUUAAGAAAAAAAAAGGUUAUUUUUACUGAGAAAUUAUUAUAUUUUUUGCAAUAAAAUGAAAUAUGGUUGUA